AGGCCCGGCCCGCCCCGUGAGGCGCAGGUAGGGCAGCGCCCGGCCGGUCCCGCCGCGCUCUGCCCGCGCUCCGAGUCUCGGCGCCCGGCGCUGGCCGAUGGAUCCCGGGGCGGCGGGGGACGAGCUGUCCCGCUUGCGCGCUCUCUUCCUGGCGUGCGACGCCAGCGGCUCGGGCCGCAUCGAGCGGGAGGACUUCGCUGCCCUCUGCGCCGAGCUGCGGGUGCGGCCGGCCGAGGCCGAGGCCAUCUUCCAGCGCCUCGACAGCGACCGCGACGGGGCCAUCACCUUCCCGGAGUUCGCCCGCGGCUUCCGCGGCGCCACGCGGCCGCAGCCCGGCGGCAGCGAGCCGGGGGGCGAGCACAUGGAGGAGGAGGAGGCGUCAGCGGCUUGGGUCGCCGCGGGGCUGGAUCAGCCCUGGAAGGACUUCGAGGUGCGGCUCGGGGACGAGGCGAGGUACAUCCCCAGACAAGAGCAGGUCAGUGUUUUGUAUCAGAACAUACACAUAGCAGAACCAAGAUUAAUCCAGCCGUAUGAGCAUGUCAUUAAGAACUUCAUCCAAGAGAUCAAACUUCAAAGCACAGAGAUGGAAACUCUGGCCAUAGCGGUAAAAAGAGCUCAGGACAAAGCAGCUGUUCAACUCAGUGAGUUGGAGGAAGAGAUGGAACUACGGAUACAGGCUGCAGAGCAUAAAGUUAAAAAGGAAGAGAAGCAAAAAGCUGAAGAAGCACUAAAUGAGCUGAAGCGCCAAUAUGACACUGAAGUUGGGGAUCUUCAGGUGACAAUAAAAAAGCUUAAAAAGCUGGAGGAGCAAUCCAAAUAUGUCAAUCACAGGGAAGAUGUAGCUGAACUGAAAAAAAGAAUACAUGAUAUGUUGCUGGAAAAUCAGAGACUUAAGAAAGAUCUUUUAGAAGCACAGACAAAUAUAGCUUUUCUACAGAGUGAAUUAGAUACCCUGAAAAGCGAGUAUGCAGAUCAGUCUUUGACCACUGAGAGGGAUCUAGAAAUCAUCCGAGAGUAUACUGAAGACAGAGAUAAUCUGGAAAGACAAAUUGAAAUACUUCAAUCAGCUAAUAGAAAAUUACAUGACAGCAACGAUGGUUUAAGAAGUGCACUUGAAAACAGUUUCAGCAAGUACAACAGAUCACUGCGGUUAGCAAAUACCUCACCAGGAAGUACCAUUUCUAGAAGCAGUCUUAAAUUUAAUGGUGAACAUUCUCCUUUAAACCCACGGUAUGACAGGUCAUCUCAUUCGUCUUGCGUUGGUGAAGAUUAUGAUUCUUUAGCCCUUUGUGAUCCAAUGCAAAGGAUAAACUGUGAAGUUGACAGCUUACCUGAGAGCUGUUUUGAUAGUGGUUUGUCUACCCUGAGAGAUUCAAAUGAGUAUGAUUCAGAAGUGGAAUAUAGGCAUCAAAGGAUUUUUCAAAGGGCACAGUACAUGCAAGAAGGCUUUGGUGGUGAUGCUUCUGAUACAGAUGUUCCAGAGAUCAGGGAUGAGGAGACAUACAGUCCUGCUAGCAGCAGUGCAGUUUUAGACUGGAAGCCCUCACAACCCGUUAGUCGAAGCAGCUCGGUUGCUUCAACGAGGAAACACAUAUCUGCUCUCACCCCUCAGUCAGAUGCAGCUGAAUGCACUCCAAAAUACCCCAGUUCAGAGAAAGCUUACAAGAUUGUUCUUGCUGGAGAUGCAGCAGUGGGAAAAUCCAGUUUUCUUAUGAGACUUUGCAAGAAUGAAUUUCAAGGCAAUACCAGUGCAACUCUGGGUGUAGAUUUUCAAAUGAAAAGACUAAUUGUUGAUGGAGAACCUACAGUGCUACAGCUGUGGGACACAGCUGGGCAGGAGAGAUUUAGAAGUAUUGCUAAAUCAUACUUCAGAAGAGCAGAUGGUGUCUUACUGCUGUACGAUGUAACAUGUGAAAAAAGCUUUAUUAAUGUGAGAGAAUGGGUGGAUAUGAUAGAGGAUGCGACUCAUGAGAAUAUUCCAAUUAUGGUGGUGGGAAACAAGGCAGAUCUCCGUCAAGAUGUUACAGAACAAGGGCAAAAGUGUGUGUCUAUAAACUAUGGAGAAAAGCUGGCUAUGACUUACAAUGCACUAUUCUGUGAAACAAGUGCUAAAGAUGGGUCCAAUAUUGUGGAAGCAGUUCUUCAUCUUGCUCGUGAGGUGCGAAAACGGAGUGAUAAUCAAGAUGAUACAAGAUCAAUAACCAGCCUGGCUGGGACACCUGUCAAAAAGUCGGCACUCAUGAAAAACUGUUGCAAUGUUUAAAUGACUGAUAAUUUUCCUUAACUAAAUAACUUGUAUAUUUAAAAAAAACCAAGCCAAUAACCAAAUGAAAUAUUUGUUGUGUUUUCUUUUUAUUAUGGGUUUAUAUAUUUGUAUAUUUAGAAGCUACACAUAAUGUUCAAAAUCCAGACUCUAUUUUCUAUUCAUUCAAAUUGUGAAAUUGCUUGAUCCCAUACUCUGGUUUCACCUUUCUUAAGGAGUAUAAUUCAGUGCAAUGAGCUCAGAAUCAAUGCUACAGUAGUCACUGCGUACAAUAUUGUGUCUACCUGCAUGUUUCUUUAUGGCAUCAGUAUUUCCUAUAUACAGAACUUAAUAAUAUCCAAUAUCAGUCACAGGUAAAGAAAAAAUUACAGCUUCAGUUAAUUUAAUCUCUUUAUGAUCAUGUCUACCUGUCUAGUUUUUGACAGCCUUAAGUAUAUGUUGGCUAAACAUUUCUUAGGAAAACUCCGAGCUAUUAAGGGUUGCCUAGGUCCAAGUAAUCCCUAAGUGUAGGGGAACCAGAAUGGUCUUUGCUGGGAGAAGACAGUGGCAGGUGCAUGUUGUUCUGUUGUAGUUCCUCAGAAGUUGGGUAGUUAGAGUGUAUUUCAUUUUGAGCAUUGGGGUUUGACUAAGAACUGAGAUGUAUAUUUUACAUCUUAUCCUACACAGCUCAGAGGUGUAAGAAACUGUUCAUUUAUCUGGACGACUACAGUUCAGAAUUCCAGAGAGAACUUAACACCUGUAAUAUGUAGGAUUGCUGAAAUGAGUAAUGAUCCAAUAUCUAUCUGUUUAGGUUAGAUCAUUUUUGUUACUACAGAGCAAUAGGAGUUGUAAUUUUUCUCUUGUUUCUUCCAGUAUCUUCUAUUCAGUCAGUAAUUGAAGGAUUAUAAUAGUACGUAGGAGUCUGAUUUAAUAGAUACUUUUUAAUGCAUUUUUAUAAGUUUUAAAUCAACAGGUGAAAGAAUUGCUGCACAUGCACAAGCAUUUGUAUAAAUUUUUCAUUAGAAGAGAACCCUGGAAUGAACAGCAAUCACCUUAAUGAGAGUACUGUUACCUGAUUUUAGACAAGUUCUGAGAAACUUAGUUGUAGCUUUACGUGUCAGAAUCUCUAAACAUUGAAUUAUUAUAGCUUAAAAUAGUUCCCAAGAGUUCCACAGUGUAGUAAAAAAAUUAUGAGCAUUUACACAGUUAGUGGUCAAAAUCCAGUUCUUCUUAACUUUUUCACUGAUUUCGAUCAAAAUAGGAUAGGACGUUUUUAGAGCCAGCAAACUGUUGUCUCCUCUGUUUCCUUUAAUAAAACAUCUCCAGGCUGAGGCCUAGUUCAGUAAAUCAAACUUGGAUUAAGUUUUAUCAACUGAUGGAAAACCCAUAUGACAGCAGUUAUAUAACUAAUUCAUAAUUUGCAGAAAAUAAAAAAUGGUUUCAGCGAGGAAAAGUAUUGUCUUUAGGCAUCCUUUCAAGCCUGUAAUCAGAGCAGCUAAUCCUUGGGUAAUUAUCAGCAAAUUUUUUUAACAAGAGAGAUCUAAUGCCAGAAUGAAUAAGGCAUUUUAUUUCACUAAAUAACAGUUCAGAGUUAGGGUUAGAUUAGAACACAAAACAUAUUUGAUAAGGGUUUUUUGAAGUACUUGGAGAAUCUUCACAUGCUACCUAAUUCCAUGCUGGAGACUUCAGAUUUUCAUCUUCCCAUACAGCAGUACAGGCCUCACUGUAGUUAGGAGACUUAUUUGAAGCAGGUGGCAGAGGAUGCAGGACACUCAGGUGUAUCACGAAUAUGCCUAAUCACAGACAUAAUGUUUGCUGUUAACUCUAUAUUAUUUACAAAAUAUAAAUACAGCUUCAGUUAGCUUCUUUGAGGAGAAAAGUAAAAUUUAACUGACUGCAUUGAUGAGGGCCACUUCUGUGUUCUUUGUGUGAACCCUUCCCUCUGUCCAUAUGAAUGAAAUGGAAGUAAAAUUAAUUUGGGAUGUGUUUGCAAUAGGGAGAAGAGAGGAAGAUGACACAGUGCUUGAUUUGUGAAGUGUGAGCCUUCAACAUAUAGGUAUUUGCAUUUCCUCAGGAUAGGAUCAUGAUUAUAGGCUGUGAUUAUGUUCCAAAAUGUUUCUCCUUCAGUGUUUUUAACUUGGAGAACCUGGACUGGGCAUCAGUAUUCUAAGUGUAUGUCCUGAGCUGCUGUGUUUGAGCAGCUCUGUGGUCUUGGCCUGCAGUAAAUGACGUGCAAUGUUUGCCUAAACAUCAUUGACACACCUGCAUGAUCAAAGUGUUUUGGCUGGAUACAGAGAAUCACAUAAAAUGAUUUAUAGGAAGGAUUUCUGGAAAUGGUUUUGUAAAACCUUCCAAGGACCCUAGCAGAGAUGGACUUUUGCCAGCCCUAGAUUUGUAGGUUUGGGUAACCAGCCUGUGAAAAUGCCCCAAGACAGAGGUACUGCCACCAAUCUGGGCAACAUAUUCUCAUACUUGUCCUCCUUUUGUGGAUAAACAUUUCUCUUCAUGUCCAUCCCCAAAUGGCUACAAAUUUAUAACAGUUUUUCCCCAUUGUCUCCUCUCCUGCUAUGAACAAGAAUUUGACUACAAUCUUGGUGACUUCCCUUUCAGUAUCUGUAGAUUGACGCGAUUACACUGUGUAUUUUUCCUAAUUACUUGAGAUCAGACAAAGUAUCGCAUCAUGGAUGGAGGAGGAUACAAAGAGACUCUUUCAGUCUCAGUUUAUUCCAGGGCCGUGGUAUGGCCGGAAAGAGGCCGAGUCUCUCCCCGCACCAGGUAUUCAGGAGAAGGGAAUGGGAGUGGCUUUUGGCUGGCUGCCAAUGGGAUGAGGACACAGAGGGACCAGGAUCAGCAUACCGACCCCCGGUGGGUACAAGGACACAGGGGAAGGUCACAGGACCGGAAAGGAAGACAUGAACUGGGGUUUGCAGGAAGGAGGUUACAGGAUAUCCUGAUUUCAGUUCUUAUACCUCAUAUACCGAAUUACAACAGUAGAUCUCCCUUGACCUUCUCUCCACCAGUGUAACAAUAUCAGGAGCAUCUCUUGCAAAGUAUCUCUGGGUUCCGCAUCCCAAAAUUAGUGGCACGUGUGCAUGUGUAGUAAUUGCUUUCAUAUAUAAUAUUUUUUAUCAUACAGAGGUUGCCAUGUGAAUUUCUGUGUUUGUAGAGAGACUGGUUGAAGGAUGUGAGUUCAGGGACCUGCCUUCAAACCAGAUUUUCCCUCUCAUAGCAGCCCACUGAUGUUUUGGGUACUUUUGUUUUUGAUUUAUUUUAAUAACCAAAAUCUAUCUUAUGUUAUUCAGACAGUUUAUGUAGCCUAAAUUAAUUUAUAAAGUUCUGUAGUUUUUUUGUGUCAUGUAAAGCAACUUUAAUUUGAAACAGUGUUGUUUUCUAAAUAAGACUCAGGGUAGAAUGUUGUUAGCUGUUAACAAAGUUUUACCUUGGAGUAAAUUUAUGAUCAAUAUCUAGAUGACUGAAAAAGCACUAUUAAAUGGGGAUAUAGCUAUAGCUCAGUUAGAACUCAUUUUAGAAAUCCUGUGAUGGUCAGAUCCAUCAUGUCUUGAACACUAAUAUAAUACCAUGUUGAAUUCAUGUUAAAGCAAAAUAACUUAGAAAAAUAUUUAAAUCUAGAAAUUAAAGCAUGUAUUUAUACAUAGAAAUAAUGAAUACAUAAAUUUUUCUGUUGUUUUGCUUUAAAAGGUUACCUUGUCUUCAGCCUAAAAGGUAAAAUGCAAAAAUCAGCUUUAUGCUCUGACAUGGUUGCACUAUUGUCCUUUGAAUGUUUUUAUGGUUUUUUUCAGUACAUAAGAACUAUUCAUUUAAUCGCACAAAUUUUUUUUUUUUUUUAGUUAGUACAAAUAUUCCCUUAAUACAUGUAUUUAUUUGAAAAGGAAAGGUCUUUUAUGUUUUUCCUCAUGAUCUGUAAAUACAUUAUUUUUAUUCAGUUGACAUGGAAACUGUUUUAUCCUGUAUUUUUGACCCUUUUUAAUUGUAAUUUAUUACACAUUUCUGAGGCAAUAAUUUCUGUGACAUUCUUCAAAUAUGUUUUGAUCAUGCAAAUUCUUGUAACCACUUUGUGCCUGUUUAGCAUAUAUUAGUGGCUUAAUAAGACAACCUUCUGCCUGUAAGUUCUGUUAUAGUCUUAUAUGGUUUAAGUAUUUUAGUAUUUAGUCGGUCUAACUUCAUUUGUAUAUUCAUGAGAAAAUCCUCUGUUUGAAAAAAAAUUACAGUUAUAAAUCUUACACGAUGCUAAAACGUAGAUUAAGGAAAAUAUCUAUAGGCCACCCUUCAUGGAACAUCAUUUAGCUGUGCAUACAUGCAGGUCUCCAAAUAAAUGGAUAGGUUCUGUGCUACUGCAGGCAAUCCACAUAUACAUCCUUUUAAAGUGGUUUUCUAUUUUUUCCACUCUCCGCUGCCAUACAGCAAUGCUAGGGGUAGCAUUUUAGGUAAAAGUACUGCAGUCAAGGAUCCCCAGUUCAUGAACCAAAUGGAACCAUAUAUUAAUGUAGUCAUGGUACUUCAUUAUAUUAUAAAGAAACAGAUUUUCAAGAUGUUUCUGACUGUGUUAGAAAAUUAUGAAAAUGGACCAAUAUCUCGUGUACACUUCCAAUGGCCUUUACCACUACCUCUGCCAGACUUGAUAGAGCAUGUAAAUCUCUCUAACCCUGUCUGGGCUACUAUAGAUUAGAGAAACUUUUUAGAGUACCAGUUAUUUUGUUACUUACUCUUCCACUGUAUUACUAUGAGUCCCAAUUCUUUCUCAUUGGUAUCCUUAGGACUAGUAAUACCAAUAUUCGUCAUUAUUAUUUUUUUAAUUAUCUCUUAUUUUGAGAAAACUUCCUGUAAAAGAAAAUCUGACUCAGUAUGUAAAAUGUUACUGAGUUUAUACAAAGAAGUCCUUUCCCUACAAUUCUGUUCCCUGAAUUAUGGCUUCAGGUAGCUGGGCUAAUAGGAAAUUAGUCAUUAGGUGGCUAAGUAACAAAUAAAACCAAGCUGUGGAGGUUUCCCACUGAAUAUAAAAGGAAGUAUGUAAAAUGUAAGUGUAUUUUCAUACCAGUAUGAGGAAUAAAUUGCACCCAUUGCAUGGUCAUCUUUCAAUAAAAAUCUGUAUAUUCUGUAAUUAGGGUUCUAAAUUGUGAAAAGUUUUUUUAAAUUUUAUACUGUUUACAAGUAAAACUGGUUUUAGUGCAUCUUGUUCCUCCUUAAAACAACUAAUCACUUCACUUACUGUAAGUUUGUAUGCUUAAAACUGACAUCUUUCCUGUAUUACAAAUUACUGUAUAAUAAAAUACACUUCAAUAGCCA
Molecule: messenger RNA, 7546 nt
Organism: Oenanthe melanoleuca
Lineage: Eukaryota; Metazoa; Chordata; Aves; Passeriformes; Muscicapidae
Gene: RASEF
Product: RAS and EF-hand domain containing
Exons: 17
Coding region: 98-2263 (721 amino acids)
Molecular function (GO): GTP binding; GTPase activity; calcium ion binding
Source: RefSeq, a predicted model, not a curated record